AUGAAUAUUCGCAACGCGAGACCUGAUGAUCUCCUUAAUAUGCGGGAUUGCAAUUUAGAUUGCUUACCAGAAAAUUAUGUUAUGAAAUAUUACUUUUAUCACGGACUUUCAUGGCCUCAGCUUUCCUUCAUUGCCGAAGAAGCUGACGGAGAAAUUGUAGGCUAUGUAUUGGCUAAAAUGGAAGAGGAUCCAGAUGAUUUGCCCUAUGGUCAUAUUACGUCCCUUGCGGUGAAGCGUUCGUAUCGUCGUUUGGGACUGGCAAGAACUUUGAUGAACUUAGCUUCGCGUGCAAUGGUUGAGAAUUUCCAGGCUAGAUAUGUUUCUUUGCAUGUCCGCAAGAGCAACCGAGCUGCUCUUAAUUUGUACACCAGAAAUCUUGGAUUCCAAGCUUUUGAUAUUGAACCAAAGUACUAUGCCGAUGGUGAGGAUGCUUAUGCGAUGAAGAAGGAUUUGCGAUCCUUCUGGGAGAAGUAUGGCCCAGUUGAUGUUCCUUUCAAAGCCGUCAAGGAAAAGAACAAGUCGAGCCAGAGCUGA
Rodentolepis nana is the source of this 534-nucleotide messenger RNA. The record is from the annotation of a GenBank genome assembly. NCBI's taxonomy places the organism in Eukaryota, Metazoa, Platyhelminthes, Cestoda, Cyclophyllidea, Hymenolepididae.